Messenger RNA from Caenorhabditis sp. 36 PRJEB53466, 3333 nucleotides. The record is from the annotation of a GenBank genome assembly. Lineage: Eukaryota; Metazoa; Nematoda; Chromadorea; Rhabditida; Rhabditidae.
AUGAACAGCUCCGAAGUGCUCCUCUCGUGGGACGACAUCUUCAUGGAGAACUGCGGCGACGAACGGCUCGUCGUGCUCUCCGUCUGCACUUCCGUUUUCGUCGUCCCGCUUUCGCUCCUCUUCUUCGCCGCCACCGUCGCGUUCUUCCGACGACGCAAGAUCUUUCAUCCGCUCUUCUCGUGAGUUGCGACAAUCAUUUCCGGCUCAAAAACCACAGUUUGACAUCCAAAACAUUGACUUUUCCGUCAAAACCAGCAAUUAGAAGCCGAAAUGUUGGUUUCAGGGACCAAACCUCACUUUUUGGACUCCAAAAAGGUCUAAAUCAAACCUAAAACAUUGAAAUCGAUUGAAGAUUCUGCUUCCUCGUCCUCUUCCUCUUCUACUUCAUGUCCACGUCGGUGCUCGCCGUCCGAAACAUCACUUUCUCCAUUUAUCGACAAAAUUUCGACGAGUUGAGCUCGACGACCGAUCGAAUAAUUGCGUAUUGCGAGAAGAUUUACAUUGCGCUCAUCUACUUCAUUCCGCCGAUGAGUAAGGACUCUGGAAGUGGCUAGAUGCCUUUUUUUUUUGCAGUUACGAUUGGAAUCUUCGAACGUCUCUCCGCCACAGUCUUUUCUCGUUUUUACGAAAAGUCCCGACCCUGGACUGUUUUGGCGUUGGCUUUGCUGGCUAUGGUAAGCGGGUUUUUACUUUUCACAAGUUUUAGUCUAGGUUAGGUUGGGACCUUUUAAGUUGAAGCCCUAUUAUCCGAUCAGUUCUGGAAAUUGGGACACCCCAAUACCGCUCAUUCAAAACUAUAUAUCUCCGCUGUCGGUACAGAUAGCAAAACGUGAUCAACUAUGAAAUUGUUUAUUCAAACUUUGUGUACAUUUUAGCAGUUGACCACAUUUUGAUAUCUCUUUCGGCAACUGAGAUACCGCGUCUUGAAUGAACAGUAUUCCAUUUGCAGUGCCAUUAGACUGAUAAAUGUGCCAAACUAAAUGAUAAGUGAGUCAUCAAAACUCUUUUCCAAUUAAAGAGCGCACUUGUGUACAUCGAGUUCGCCAACCGGCAUGUCAUGCAAGCCACGAUUCCCACACGAAACGUCCAAGUGGUCUUCGCCCUCGUCUGCACCGGCUCCCUCUUCGUUCUCCUCAUCGCCAACCGAUCCAAAUCAAAGACCGGGCGGGCCAGAUCGGCAUUAUCGGAAAGAUACCAAGUCACAGAGAACAUAAAGGCGCUGCGGAUUCUGAUUCCGGUCGUUUGUCUGGAUACUCUCAUCCAGAUCGGGUUUCUGGGCGCCGAUAUAUUUCUGAACGUUGGUCAGGUGUUGAAUCUCAAUUACUGCUACGAUGAUGACGUCUACUUGGACAAGUUUCUCGCUUUUCGAUUGGUAAGUCUCAGGGCUUUGCAAAAGAUCACACCAAAAACAGUUGUUUUGAGAACAAAGACCGGACCAGGCUUUUCGAAGGCCUGCCGAGGGGGUGAACUCAAACUUUACAGGCAAAGUAUUGGGUCGAGGCUUUCAAAAAGCCUCAAAACGCCAUCGCAGAGUCCCAAACAUUGUCUCAAUGUUCAGAAACCAUACGAACUUUGUCCAUGCAUAGCGCAAGCCAAAAGAGAACAUGUUUUCCAGCUCGGCUUUGCAAUGCAAUACUCGAUUCCGCUGACCGUCAUCUUCCACUUCAGCCUCCUCUCGUUCCGAAGACGUGGCGUCGUGCGGCGCGCGACGCCGGUCUCGCCGUCCCAGGAGAAUCCGCCCUUCUACGUGGUCACCAUCCGGAACGUGUUCGGAACGACCGUGUCUGGCGCCUACAACGGCACGCACGGCCAAGACACGCACUUCAGGACGUUGUAUUCGCAGUGGAAUUGAAGAAGACGAGGAGGCGACGAAUCUAUCUAAUUUUGCUUCCUUUCCUCUCUCUCUCUCAUAUAAAAUCCUUCUUUGCUCGCCCGCUCGUUUUGUUUAUACCCCAUUCCGUCACUCGUCAUCUCAGUUUCCGGGAACUUGUUUCUUUCCAAAGGUCACCACCACAGCCACCAAAUAACCGAAUUCAUGCCAGUUUCGUAUUCAUGAGAGAAUGCCAUUCGACCUCUCUGCAACAAGUUUCUUCCUUUCUCGUCACUCAUUGCGCUCCACCCACAACGAGCAAUGCACAUUUUGUGAGUUUGUUAGUUACCAACAUUUGUUGCAGCCUCGAAAUGAGCUGCAUCGAUGAGCUCUCAAGUGACCUGCAAAGUCUUGCGAUGGAACGACACGAGAAUGGCGACAGUGUUCAUCAGGAGAGAGGGGUAAGUACGUUUUUUUCCACAAAAAUCAUGUCUAUGCCUAGUUUUGAGGCUACAAAGUCUCAAAGUUUUGCAAAGUAGUAGGUCUUUCUAAAUAUUGAGCAUUUACUUGAUCAAAACUCGAGAAUAAAACGCUUUGGGUUAAAAUAGUCAACUACAAAGUUGUUAAAGAUACAAUUUCCAACAACUUUCCAGUAGAUCACAUUUCUAAAUAAUCAUUUGUUCUCGAGAUAUAAGUCUUAGAAGUUAAGGAUGUUUUCCUAUGAUCAACCCUGUCCCUCCGCUAGUUUUCUCAUUUUUCGACCCCACUGCCCGGUCAACCAAUUGCCAUUUGUUAGAAUAAUUCGGGAUUAUCUCUCAUUUUUCCAGCGGAUGACCCGGAAAUCUUCGACGUCUUCCAACGGAUCUUCCAGUUUGGAGAAGCGCAAACUCUUUCAUCGCAAAGAUUCCGAGGUGAAGAUUGAGGCGAUUUUCAAGGAACUCUUCUCGCCGGACGCCAAGAUUAUCGACCAUUAUGAGGGCGAUUUUGUGAUGUUCGUCACGGGAACUUUUCUUUUUUUCGAUCGGAAAUCUUUCAGCCCUGACGUCCAAAUCGAGGAAAUCGAGCCGGAUCAGAUUCCGAACCACGAACGCUUCAAACUGCGACGUCAGACGUCGUUGGUUCCGAAGAGCGAGGCGCCGAAGAAGACGUCAAUCUCGCCGCUAUCCCCUCGACAUCGUCUGACUGCGCGGAAAUCGCCGGUGCCGCUGCGCAAAGUUUCGACUCCCACGCCACGCAAACGGGUGAGGAAAUUAGAAGGGAAAUUAGAUGGAUGGCCGAGUUCAAAGCACAAUUCGGGUUUUUAGUCGACGUCAUCGAAGGCUCCGCUGCCGAAACUCAGCGCUCCGCCGGGUCUCAAGCCGAACUUUGUGACCGUCGCCGACGAUGGACCCUCGUCGACGCCGUGGAUCCGCAAGAAUCGUAAGUUUCUUGCUUUUUUGUUCUGGUCCCCAGAAGGCUCAACUGGAUUUUCAGCGAUUCCUCUUCGUCGCGGCGUCGCCGUCUCAGCCAUGGCUCAAAAAUGA